AUGUCUACCAACUUGAAUAUUCCUUCAGACAUCAACAAUCCACCCAAAUGGAUUCCCGUCCAGAGUCUCCAAGACAGAUACCAAACCAUCAGUAAUCUCGGUAAUGGAAGUUUUGGUAGCGUUGAAUUAGCCAAGUUUCGUUUAGAUAAGCAUGAGCUUUUCAGGGCUACCAAUGAAAAGAAGGGAACUCUCAUGUAUCCACUCCAGGAUUCACAGGUCAACAUAUCCAACUUAGUAGCUAUCAAAACUAUGAACAGACAGCUUCCAUUGCUCAAUGAUUACACCCGGAUCAAAGAAGUUAGGUUCAUAAUGGCUAUUUCGUCUCAUCCUUGUUUAGUUCAAAUCUAUGAGAUUUUCAUUGACGACAUUAAUUUCCAGUUGCACAUUUCAAUGGAAUCUAUGAAUCAAAACUUGUAUCAACUCAUGAAAGCCAGAAGAAACAUCAAUUUCUCUCCUGUAACUUUGCGCAGUAUUUUGAGUCAGGUGCUUUGUGCUAUUCGUCAUAUUCACAGACACAACUACUUCCACAGGGAUGUCAAACCGGAGAACAUAUUGGUGAUUCCUUCUCACCAAUACUAUGGUACAAAACAGGCAAUUCCACCAUACAGAAAGAAUGACAACUUUGUCAUCAAACUUGCUGAUUAUGGACUCGCUAGACACGUAGGCAACACAAAACCCUAUACUGGAUAUGUUUCUACAAGAUGGUAUAGGUCUCCUGAGAUUCUUUUAAGACAAAAGAUGUAUUCAAAGCCUAUUGAUAUCUGGGCGUUUGGAGCUGUAGCAUGCGAAGUUGCAAAUUUCUCCCCGUUAUUUCCUGGGUCUAAUGAACUUGAUCAGAUCUGGCGCACACUCAAAGUGCUUGGUUGUCCCAUACCAUUAGACCCGCACUCUAUGGAUAGGACAACCUCCUUGCCAAUGGGAGGGUUCUGGAAAGAUGCCCAUGAGCUUGCUAGUAAGCUUGGAUUCACAUUUCCUCCAGAGACAGGAGUUCAGAUACAGGAUAUUCUCCCCAAUGCUAUCCAUGCCGAAUUAGCAGAAGUAGUACGUGGAUGUCUAAUAUGGGAUCCACACCAGAGAUCUACUGUAGAAAGGCUCUGUUGUAUGCCCUAUUUCAGAACCACUGUUGCAGCCAUUGAU
Scheffersomyces stipitis CBS 6054 is the source of this 1137-nucleotide messenger RNA. RefSeq names its product protein kinase (gene IME2). Gene Ontology annotation, biological process: protein phosphorylation; intracellular signal transduction. The transcript has a single exon. NCBI's taxonomy places the organism in Eukaryota, Fungi, Ascomycota, Pichiomycetes, Serinales, Debaryomycetaceae. The annotation marks the transcript as partial. Gene Ontology annotation, molecular function: protein serine/threonine kinase activity; ATP binding. The record is from RefSeq and is a predicted model, not a curated record. Gene Ontology annotation, cellular component: cytoplasm; nucleus.